Molecule: messenger RNA, 1535 nt
Organism: Megalops cyprinoides (Indo-Pacific tarpon)
Lineage: Eukaryota; Metazoa; Chordata; Actinopteri; Elopiformes; Megalopidae
Product: tetratricopeptide repeat protein 9A
Exons: 3
Coding region: 533-1276 (247 amino acids)
Molecular function (GO): protein binding
Source: RefSeq, a predicted model, not a curated record
UUUUCACAAAUGUAUGUAUAUUAACGUGAUCUGACGAUGAAUACGUCAUCCUUAAGCUGACUGGUAUAUGUGGAUAGAGAGGCAGAGCUUAUGAAAAGCGACAGAAAAAAGCCGGACUCCUUGUUUCGUAAAGCAUGUCUGCAUUCCAGUCUUGAGGUAGACAAAACGCCCGCAUCAGGUUGGACUCACUCAAUCUCCUCAUCCUUACCCUGAAAAUGAGAAGAGCAAAGACUACCUCGUAACAGCACGAUUAAUGAAAGAACUUGAAAUCAACAUUAAAAGAAGAAACUGUUAUAUGAUGCGUGAAAUGACCUGUUAUCUGCUGAGAAUAAUGACCAAAGCGGGCACCGCUAGAACGCGCUAACGGGAAAAACUACGCUACGACAUUGAGAAUACGGGGUAUGCAGACGCGUGAAGAGGUAACCGUGGAAGCUCGUGAGGCUAAUUUGAAAUCUCGGGGGAAAUAAACGGCUAGCCUUUGCGCUGUUUUUGAGAUCGCAUAUUAAAACGUGUAUGGUUACCGUGGUUGUAUAUGAGCGUGGAAAUGAGUCAAAAUCGGGCUGGACAUGAUGGGAAAUCGACCACAGUAGAGGGUAAUGGAACCGAUGGUAAUAACAGCGGCAGCAACGUCGGUGGUACCUCCAGGCUGCAGCAGUGUGGCCAGCCUCAAAGUUGCCGGACCAGGGACAUGCGCUCCCAGCAGCAGGGUCGACACCACGUUGGAUCAAUCGUAAAGCAGCCACCACAAACUGAACCUGCGGACCUAGUGAGACGUGCGUUAGACUUCAAGACACAAGGCACACAGUGUUACAAGGAUAAAAAAUACAGGGAGGCGAUCGGCAAGUACCACCGCGCGCUACUCGAAAUGAAAGGGUUGUGCCGGGUGUUGGGAGACCCCGAUGCCAGCUGUAAGUCGCCCUCUUCGGCACUGCCAACUAUAAGCAAGUCUACUCUAACAGAUGAGCAAAAGGGCGCCGUGGAAAACGCCGAACUCGAAUGUUACAACAGCCUUGCAGCGUGCCUGUUGCAGAUGGAGCUUGUGAACUACGAGCGCGUUAAGGAGUACUGCCUGAAGGUCCUUAGGAAAGAAGGGGAGAACUUCAAAGCGUUGUACCGCUCCGGGGUAGCCUACUACCACCUGGGGGACUUUCAGAAGGCCCUCUACUACCUGAAAGAGUCGCACAAGCAACAGCCAUCAGAUACCAACGUUAUCCGCUACAUCCAGUUGACAGAGAUGAAGAUCCGCCGUAGCGCGCAAAGGGAGAAGGAGGCCUAGUAAACAGAGGUUGCUGUUGCCAUGGAAACACUGCCACAAAAGCUGUGCACCAACACUGCAACCUGGCAAUGUCCACACCUUUUUUUGGGAUGACUUUUCACAAGCCACAAAUUCCUGUUGUAUAGGUGCCAAUAUGAGCCAAACCUCCCUCUGUUGGAUUUCGGAGCUUUGGGGUGCAAGGUGCAUGUUUGUGUUGGCUUUGUGCAGCCAUUUUACAAUUUGUCUAUUUUAUUGUUGGAAAUACACACACACACACACA